AAUAACGUGAUUACGUCCUUCCUUCUCCCUUUCCUCUACUACCGGCGAGAAUGAAGACCAUUCUCAGCAACCAGACUGUCGACAUCCCCGACAACGUCGAGGUGAGGCUGAAGGGCCGGACGGUGAUUGUCAAGGGCCCCCGUGGGACCCUCCGCAGGGAGUUCAACCACAUCAACUUGGAGCUCAGUCUGCUGGGCAAGAAGCAGAAGAAGCUACGUGUGGAUAAGUGGUGGGGCAACAGGAAGGAGCUGGCCACCGUCAGAACCAUCUGCAGCCACGUACAGAACAUGAUCAAGGGUGUCACCAUGGGUUUCCGUUACAAGAUGCGCUCUGUGUACGCCCACUUCCCCAUCAAUGUUGUGAUGCAGGAGGGCGGAGCCCUGGUGGAGAUCAGGAACUUCCUGGGAGAGAAGUACAUCCGCAGGGUCCGCAUGAGGGCAGGCGUGGCCUGCACAGUCUCAGCUGCCCAGAAGGACGAGCUGGUGCUGGAAGGAAACGACAUCGAGCUGGUGUCUAACUCGGCCGCUCUCAUCCAGCAGGCCACCACAGUCAAAAAUAAGGAUAUCAGAAAGUUCUUGGAUGGUAUUUAUGUGUCUGAGAAGGGAACGGUAGUGCCAUUGGACCAGUAACCUCCUGUAGAGCCGCCCUCAUCCAGCAGGCCACCACCGUCAAGAAGAAGGACAUCAGGAAGUUUCUAGACGGGAUCUACGUCAGCGAAAAGACCACCGUGGUGGAGCAGGCAAACAACUGAACUGCCAGGAUCAACUUCACCAAUAAAAUGUACUAUUUUUCAGUGACACCCAA
Hypomesus transpacificus is the source of this 804-nucleotide messenger RNA. RefSeq names its product ribosomal protein L9 (gene rpl9). The coding region runs from base 51 to 629 and encodes 192 amino acids. The transcript has 8 exons. Gene Ontology annotation, cellular component: ribosome; cytosolic large ribosomal subunit. The record is from RefSeq and is a predicted model, not a curated record. NCBI's taxonomy places the organism in Eukaryota, Metazoa, Chordata, Actinopteri, Osmeriformes, Osmeridae. Gene Ontology annotation, molecular function: structural constituent of ribosome; rRNA binding. Gene Ontology annotation, biological process: cytoplasmic translation.